This is a messenger RNA of Cladocopium goreaui, 1584 nucleotides long. The record is from the annotation of a GenBank genome assembly. NCBI's taxonomy places the organism in Eukaryota, Dinophyceae, Suessiales, Symbiodiniaceae.
AUGCCGAACAACGUACCGUCCAAGAAGCAAUGGGCGCAAGCGUUCUGUGUGGCCCCACAAAACGUAGUGCAUAAGAUCCACAAGAUUUUAUCUGCCGAUGGCGAUGGUUCCAAGCAAGCCUCUGGAGCAUUCAAACGAAAGUGCGGCCAGAUCAACGCAGGUACCCAGAAAUGCUUCAAGGCCUUGUCUGUGAAAGGUGAGAAAGAAGAAGACAUCAGAUUCUAUGCUGGAGAUCUUCCCAUGAUGCUGGAAUAUAUAUGUGGGAACACUGGCUGGUAUAGAAACCGUCUCUUUGCCAUCCCAAAUCAUACCGUAUCGCUGGUUCUCACAGCGGAUGAAUGCACUGGGGGAAACGUACUGAGCGUAGCCACAUCGAAAAAAGUUCUUAUGGUGUACUGUGCCAUUUUGGAACUGGGAGAACUUCAUAGACCUGGAGCGUAUCUUCCUCUGGCGGCCAUUCCAGCACGUGAUGUCGCUGGUAUCAAAGGACCCGGCACAAGUGCAAUUUUUGUAGCCUUGUUGCAAUUCUUUCAGAGGGAAGGAUGGUUCAACGGUUUCACGGUGCUGGGUGCAGCAUUUCAAUUAAAACUUUUCACAUAUCUUGGAGACUAUGAGUCUGUCCGAGCGGUUUUUGGAUCCCGCGGUGCAAGUGCCAUCAGACCAUGCUGCCUCUGCAUGAAUGUCUUGGCGAAGGGCCGAGUGGAAGCAGAAAGAGACAAUUACUUUACGACAAUUGAAGAAGCUUCGACAUCGAACUGCCAACCCUAUGAUACAGAGGAAUUGUUUCAACUGUACGACCGCUACCUGAGAGAGUUUCCGAACAUGUCAAAGCGUCAAGCAGAAGAAGAAGAGAAGUUUUUUGGUUGGAAUGUGGAUCCUGCUUCCUUAAUGGCGAAACCAGACUUGCGAGCACUUCUCUCGCUGAAGCAUUUGUCUCCAUCGGCCAUCGGGCAUCUCUUUCAUCCUUCUCUUUGGAAUGGUACAUGUCACAAAGGUGAAGCCACUGCAUCCUGGUAUUUGCUUCCACUGCUUGGAUUCUACGGGUUCGAAUUGCUCGACGGUCAAGAUCCACUUGAAUGGCAAAGCUUCAAAGCAUUGCUUGAGGUCUUUCAUGCACUACGAGAAGUCCGACGAAGUCUCGAGUGGACAAGGAGCUUAGCGUUAGCACAAGAGAAACAUCAGCGUCUUUUCGUGGCUUGCUAUCCUGGCCAAGUCCGACCAAAGCAUCAUUUGCGGCUUCAUCUGCCAGCACUCUACGAGAAAUUUGGAGUUUACAUCGACAUGUUUCCCACCGAAGCACGUCACAAACUGUACAAAAGAAUGCUUGCAGAUUGCUUACAAUAUCUAUGGUCCGAAAAAGACGGCAAGAUGGGUUUGCAUAUCCUGGGUCGAAUGCUGAAUAUGAUCACACAGCAACUCAUCGACAAACCAUGGUGCAAUGAGAUGCUGCCACCGGUUUAUUCUGCUGAAGAUGUCGAGAAAGAAAUGCCCGGAACUGACGCGGAAAUCAGUGCAGGGUAUGCCUUUGGAAGCUUGCAGAUCAAACGAGAACAAGUGGUGCUUUGGCAGCAUGGUGCUGGGAUC